Macrobrachium nipponense is the source of this 2284-nucleotide messenger RNA. RefSeq names its product metallo-beta-lactamase domain-containing protein 1-like. The record is from RefSeq and is a predicted model, not a curated record. The transcript has 5 exons. Lineage: Eukaryota; Metazoa; Arthropoda; Malacostraca; Decapoda; Palaemonidae. Bases 213 to 854 code for a protein of 213 amino acids.
UUAUUCAAGACUGCACCUGAGUUAUUAUCUUCAUGUCUUCAAGUAGCGGCUACUUAGUGAAGAAAAAGAAAAAAACUGAAUAACUAACACGUAUUCCAUUCCAAAAGUUUUGGCCCAACACGUGUAAGUCUCAUUGGUUAGCAAGGAAGAGCAGGUAGACUUCUCAUUCAAGACUAUAGAAGGGCAAGAAGAUUUAAAUUAGUUCUGUAACAAUGUCAUACAAGGUUGAAGUUCUAUAUGAAGGAUAUUCAAAGAUGGAAGAUGGUACUAUGAAGGCUAAUUGCUCCUGUACCCUGAUAAAAGGGCCAACAAAUGUAAUUGUCGAUACAAUGACAGCGUGGGAUAAGGACAAGAUUUUGUCUGGUCUUCAAAAGCAUGAAGUGAAAUGUGAAGACAUUAACUAUGCAAUUGGAACCCAUGGCCACUCAGAUCACUUAGGAAAUCUGAACCUUUUUACAAAUGCAAAACAUAUUGUAGGUUUCACAGUCUCUCACAAAGACGAAUUCUUCAUUCAUCCAUUUGAAACAGGUGAACCUUUCAAAAUAGAUGACAAUUUGGAGAUCAUUCCCACUCCUGGACAUACAACAGCUGAUGUUAGCGUAAUUGUAAAAACAGAAGACCUUGGAACAGUGGUAAUUGCAGGUGACCUGUUUGAGCGUGAAGAGGAUAUAUUCGACCCUUCAUUGUGGAAGUACGUUGCUGGAAGUGAAAAGCCAGAAGAGCAAGAAAAGCAUCGUAAUGAAAUGCUUUUACUGGGAGAUUAUAUAAUUCCAGGCCAUGGGCCAAUGUUUAAAGUAACGCCUCAGAUGAAAGAAAUUGCUGGAAAGGCUAAUAAAACUAAUCUUGGACAAUAAUUGUUGUUUACAAUUAUCAUCUUCCUUAUUGUUAAUUAUAGGUAUGCAAACAUUCAAAUAGAAAGAAGAAACAUAAAAGGACUUUACCUUGCAAAGAAAUCUUCCUUGUAACAUUGUCAUAGUUUUUAACUGGACAGGUAUCCAAACAUACAUGAACAGGACAGCAAGUCAGAAAAACUAUGGCCAUGGUGCAUUGAACUUUCUUUGGUGUCCCCACUUUUCUUAAUCUUAAUGACAACACCAGCAACACCGCUAGCACAAAAGCAGUAUAAAAUUGGCAUGUAAUUCUGAGUUUGAAAUUUGUAUUUAGUCUCCAUGAAACCAAUAAAGUAAUAAAACUUUAAGAGUGUGUGCUUGUUAAAUAUUUAUAUGUAUUGACAGUUAAUAACUCAUAUUUGUUUAAUGAUCCUCUGUUUUAUAUGGAAUUUCAUAAGAAUUCCUUAAGUAGUGGAAAUCGUGCAAGAAAGUCUGACAUCACCGAAGUUUUCAUUCACUUUACUAUAUGUGUUCAAAUGAAACGUUUCCUUAAAGCUGUAUAAAUUAUUCUUGAAUUCUACAGAUGCCAGCGUACAACCCUUCUCAAGAUGAGUUUACCUUUUCAUUUAAACAUUUUUCUGUUUUCAAUGUUAUUCUGUCCUAAAACCUUCAACAUAUAGCAGAAUCAAACUAGUUAUCAUCUACAGUAUCAAGGUGUCAUUAGCAGAUUACUAUAUCAAGUAACAUUCCAUCUUCUUCCCCAAAUGUUUGGGUACUGUGCAUAUUUAUAUCCCAAGUAUUUCACACAGUCAUGUACUGUAUUCUGUACAUGUACUUAUCUGAUCUUAUGUAAAAACCUAAUGCAUACCUACUGUAAUAAAUAAUUUUCCUAAGCAUGAACUAUGAUAAAACUUGAACGUUUUCAAUUUCACUUCAGAUUAGUGCAUGUACCUUUACACAAUUUAAAGUGCCUUAAUAGUCAUACGGGUACUCAAAUACUUAUUGUCUGAAAGAUGAAUGCUUCACAUCAUACAAUCCAAUAUUUUGUGCAUGCAUAAUUUCUAACUGUAUACUGAAGUGGGUAUUUAAGAAUUUAAAAUUGUUUCAUGAUGUAGUCUAUCACAAUAGAUGGUAAUAAGACAGAAGUCCGCUGGAAACAUGAAAAGCAUUGUACCAAUGAAGUACCUGUGGUACUGAAUAAUUCCUUGUACAAAGUAAAACUCAAAAUUAUUAGUUAUACAAGAGUAAACACUGCAGGAGGAAAAUUAUGUCAAAUUUGUUGUCUGUUAUCCUACAGUAAGUGUUAGAGCUAUUAACUCUCAAGAUGUUAUUGUCAUUUUCUUAAAAUUAGAAUCAUUGAAAUCUUGAAAGAAGAGAUUUAGCAGAAAGAUAGAGAUAUAUAUGUAUAUGUCCGAUGCUAUUGCAGGUAUGUAAUCCAAAUCUUUAUAAAAAUU